Molecule: messenger RNA, 837 nt
Organism: Ostrinia furnacalis (Asian corn borer)
Lineage: Eukaryota; Metazoa; Arthropoda; Insecta; Lepidoptera; Crambidae
Exons: 2
Coding region: 200-766 (188 amino acids)
Cellular component (GO): extracellular region
Molecular function (GO): chitin binding
Source: RefSeq, a predicted model, not a curated record
AAUGAUCUUCAUCUAGUUUCCACCUACAAUCUCAGUUUCCGAAAGAUAUGGAGGGCAUUAAAAUAUAAUUAAGUGGUUUAAAUUCGGUACAAAAUAUAUCAGGUCGCAAACACGCUACUAUCUUCAAAUUCUUAUUACACGACUACUGUUUAGUUUGAGUAAAUACGUUAUCGUGCGCUGUGGUGAUUCGUUUUUCAAGAUGAACCAUGUGUGGACGUUAAUUAUUAUUGUGAGUAUUGGUUUCUACCAGGGUGCCAGUAUAGCGAGGCAGUGCACGGCUCCUGGGAAGUAUCCUAACGACCAUGUGGGGAGUUGCGAAGGGUUCACCAUGUGCCUUAUUGCAGGCCCUGGGCACUUUGCCCAGAUGAACCUCACCUGUCCUCCUGGCUUCAUCUACAACCACGUACACAGCCAGUGCACCAACGUCACCAGUUACCAGUGCGCGCCCGAGUACAACUGCACUGACAUAGGGAAUUUCCCCAACCCUUACAGUGACGACUGCUUUUCAUACAUUGCAUGCGUUGAAGGUGUCAACGAUUUCAUCACAGCCAGGUCUAUAGAGUGCCUGGAAGGUGAAAUUUUCGAUGCAGUAAACCGCUCGUGCGUUAUGCGCAAUGAAACGCUAUUCAGGUGCCAUCCUGAAGAACACAGCUCGGAAAAUAUUGAAUUUAAAGUUGCGGAGUCGGUUGAUAAUUCAAGCUUUAGGUUUAAUUCUGUUACGUAUAGUGCUGUUUUAAUUUGUUUAUUUUUGUUUUGUGUAAUUUAAGACUUAAUGUUAUAAAAGUAAUUUGUUUACUUAUAGUAAUUUAAAAUGAAUUGCCUUCGAUUAAGAAAUAA